This is a messenger RNA of Cuscuta campestris, 2309 nucleotides long. The record is from the annotation of a GenBank genome assembly. Lineage: Eukaryota; Viridiplantae; Streptophyta; Magnoliopsida; Solanales; Convolvulaceae.
CUUAGAGCAAUGUUAUUUUCUGGGUGAUUAUUUUUCAUUUUAUUUUCCAUUGAAAAUCUGGAGACUAUCCCUUCUUGAAUUGGGACUUGAUGUACACUUUUUCAUUCUAAAUUCAAUCAAUUUGACUCAAGCAUUACCGUUUGGUUCUGUUGCCGGGAAUCAAAUGGCACCAACAACCUGGAGUAACCAAUCAGAAGGCGGGGGCGCAGAACCUGACCCCAUUGCCAUCCAGUUAGCCGCCAUCACCGAGAGACUAGCAGUCAUGGAAUCCAUGAAAGACGACGUCGCCGCCCACAAGUCUCAUGCUACAUCUUCUAGUAACAGCAGUUUUAAACGUGGUCAUAACGAUCCUGCCGAUGAUGGUGAGUACUCUUGGAGAAACAAUCGUCCUUAUUGCCCUUAUAACCAGAUAUAUUUCCCUGUAUUUAGUGAUGGAGAUCCUAGAGGCUGGAUUCUAAAGGCAAAAAAGUAUUUCCGUUGCUACAAUGUACCUGAAGAUGAAAAGGUGGAUAUCGCGGUCAUGUACUUGGAAGGAGACGCUUUAGACAUAUAUUCAUGGCUAAAUGCGGAUGAGUACUGGUGCAGUAUCAAGCAGACCGGAUCCAUCCAAGAUUACAGACAGGAAUUCGCCAAAAGAUCUGCUAGCGUUUCCAAUUGGCCGGAUAACUGCCUGCCAGGGGUCUUUCUAAAUGGACUCAAGGAGGAGUUAAAGGCGAAUGCUGUUGAGAGCACACCAUACGAGCUAUGGCGUGGGACAAAACCAAAUUUGUCGUACUUGAGGAUUUGGGGUUGUGAUGUUUACGUUAGACGCCUCAUGACGUCUGGUAAGCUAGAUUCCAAAUCUGACAGGUGUAAAUUUGUGGGAUACCCUAAGGAAACGAAAGGGUAUGAGUUCUAUCAUCCGACCGAUAACAAAAUCUUUGUUGCUCGGAACGGAACCUUCCUUGAGAAGGAGUUUCUCUCUGCUAUUUCUAGUGGGAGAAAGGUAGACCUCGAAGAAAUUCGAGAACCACAAGAAGAGAUCUCAACAGCAGUGGAACCCGAGCGUCAAGAUUUAGUAUCUCGACCGGCUCAGGUUUUACCACGUAGGUCAGACCGGAUGCGUAAUCCUCCGGUUAGAUACGGUUUCCUUGUAUCUGAUGAAGUAUUCCUAAUCUUAUAUGUCGAUGACAUAUUGUUAAUGGGUAACGAUGUUCCUGCUCUUACGUCUGUAAAGACUUGGUUGAGCGAGAACUUCGCCAUGAAGGACUUGGGGAAUGCUAGUUAUGCCCUUGGCAUAAGAAUCUACCGUGAUAGGUCAAGAAAGUUGAUAGGUCUAUGUCAAAAGCUGAAAGUGAUUGGUUACACUGAUGCUAGCUUCCAAACCGAUCGAGACGAUUACAAGUCACAAGCAGGGUAUGUGUUUUGCCUGAAUGGCGGAGCUUUUAGCUGGAAGAGUUCUAAACAGGACACAACCGCCGAUUCAACUACAGAGGCUGAGUACAUGGCUGCUGCUGAAGCAGCAAAGGAAGGUGUUUGGAUAAAGAAGUUCAUUUCUGAACUUGGAGUGGUUCCUAGCAUUAAUGACCCAAUCCCGUUGUUUUGCGACAACACUGGGGCCAUUGCACAGGCAAAGGAACCACGAUCUCACCAAAAGACCAAGCACAUUGUACGAAGUUAUCACAUCAUACGAGAAAUCGUAGACAGAGGUGAUGUAGAGAUUUGCAAAGUAGGAACAGACGACAACAUAGCCGACCCCCUGACCAAGCCCUUGGGAAAGCUAAAGCAUGAGGGUCACACUAGGGAUGAUAUGCUGAAAAUCUUAAAACAGAAUCUGCAAAAAGCUCAAGAUCGAAUGAAAUCUCAAGCUGGUACAAAACACAGAGAACUCUCAUUUGAAGAAUUGCCUCAAGAUGCUUGCAUUCAUCCGGUGUUUCCUGUAUCAAUGCUGAAACCAGCUAGGGGGCAAGUUCCGACUUCACCUAUUGCUCCCCUCCCCAUCACAAAGGACUGGGAAUUUGACGUGCAGCCUAAAGAAGUUCUCUCUCACCACAGGGUAUGGGAAGCAGGUCAACAUGUGCUGGAAUUACUCAUCUCUUGGUGUCAACGUCCAGUGGAGGAAGCUACCUGGGAGUGUUAUGAUCUGUUGCGAGCUCAAUUCCCUUCCUUUCGACUUGAGGACAAGUCGUUUUGGAAAAAGAAGAUGGCAAAGGGCGGGCCGGAAGAAGUGCAGCAGCUAAAAAUGUUAAUGAGCAUUUCAAACAACCCACUAAGUGGCUGAGCGGGCCACCAUUUCUCAAAUCUGGAGCAGCGAGAAUGGCAUCUCGGUU